AAAAUUAUUAACAAAACAAACCCCGCGCUCAACCAACCGCGUUCAUCUCAACCUCCCCCUUACAAAACCACCGCCUACCAAAAGCAGCCCCCAUCGACGGCUUAUACUUUGCCACGUCGUCUUAACGUCCUAACCCGCCCCGCGUCUCUCUCUCUCGUGCUUGGCGUUGCAGAGAGGAUCCGGGGUCCAUGUAGAUCUCGUCUCAGUUUCUCACCAAUCUUCGGGGAAAAGGUACACGAGGAUCGGGGUUUUGAGGGAAGUGGGAGCAAUGGAGGAGCCGUUCUUCGAUCUGGCGGAGUUUCUGAGGCGACCUUCAAUCGCCGAGACAUUCGUUGACAUCUUGCUCUGCGCAGUUCCGAUUUGGCUGGCCGUUAUGAUCGGCCUCGUCAUCGGCUGGUCUUGGCGCCCCAGGUGGACUGGCCUCGUCUUCCUCGGCCUCCGCCCUAAGUUCCGCUUCCUCUGGACGGCUCCGCCAGGCUUCGGAGCGCGCCGCCUCUGGCUCGCCUUCACGGCCCUCUCUGCCUUCUCCGUUUGCCGGACCAUUUGGUCCAAUUUCAAGCGCAAAAGCAAGGAAUCGCCAACUUCAAAGCUUUCCCCCGCAGGAAUUCUAGAUGCUGUUGGCCCCACCACAGCAGCCGAGGGGCGAGUGCAGGACAUUGUCACAGAGAAUGAUUUAGAACACCUAUUGCAUCUUCUUGAAGGGAAGGGUGGAGAGUUGGAAUGGCAAAGUAUGAUGGAUAGGUCUACUCCUAACUUUGCAUACCAAGCUUGGCGCCAUGAGCCUGAGACAGGCCCAACUGUAUACCGCAGUAGAACUGUCUUUGAAGAUGUGACUCCAGAGGUAGUUAGAGAUUACUUCUGGGAUGAUGAGUUUCGACCUAAAUGGGAUCCUAUGCUUGUAUACUUCAAAAUAUUGGAAGAGUACCCACACACUGGGACAAUGAUUGUUCAGUGGAUAAAAAAGUUCCCUUUCUUCUGCAGUGAUCGAGAAUAUAUCAUUGGUCGAAGAAUAUGGGAGGCGGGAAAGACUUAUUAUUGUGUAACAAAGGGGGUGCCAUAUCCAGCUUUGCCCAAGCGUGUCAAUCCUCGACGUGUCGAGCUAUAUUUCUCUAGUUGGGUUAUCAAGGCCGUGGAAUCUCGUAAGGGAGAUGGACAAUUGUCUGCAUGUGAGGUUACCCUUAUACAUUACGAAGACAUGGGGAUUCCCAAGGACGUGGCGAAGUUGGGAGUCCGUCAUGGAAUGUGGGGAGCUGUCAAGAAAUUGCACUCUGGCAUGAGAGCAUAUCAGAAUGUGAGGAAGUCAGAGGCUUCUCUUCCUAGAAGCGUAAUCACCACAAAGAUAUCUUUGGGUGGAAGCAUGGAGUCUUUAGAGGCAGCUUCUGGUGAAGAGAAAAAGGAUGAAGCUGCAGAUGACAAGAGAGGAAGAGAAUAUGGCGUUGAUUGGAAAUGGUUAGCUAUAGGUGGAACCGUGGCACUUGUUUUUGGACUUCGCUCGGGUGCAAUAGGUAAAGCCUUGUUACUGGGAGCAGGGCAGAGAUUCGCACGGAGGUGAGUAUGCCUAUGAGAACACACCUUCCUCUCUAUCUGUUUUGAUGAUUCAUGAAAAAAAAAAAAACACAUGGAUUGUUAUUUUUAUUCAUACGAUAUAAAAGUUAUUCUUUGAACAUAAAUUCUGGCUAAUUGGAGACAUGUUACCUCGGUUGAUUGGCUUGGAUUUA
Molecule: messenger RNA, 1718 nt
Organism: Juglans microcarpa x Juglans regia
Lineage: Eukaryota; Viridiplantae; Streptophyta; Magnoliopsida; Fagales; Juglandaceae
Product: stAR-related lipid transfer protein 7, mitochondrial-like
Exons: 6
Coding region: 269-1552 (427 amino acids)
Molecular function (GO): lipid binding
Source: RefSeq, a predicted model, not a curated record